UGAUAGGUUUUGCCUGUGAUGCUUAUGAAGGAGCUGUUCCUAUGUCAACUUGAUAACAAAAAUGCGUGUUGUGGACAAUAUCAGAGUGUUGAUCAACAACAACAAGUGACAAUCAAUGAAAAAACUCUGUUCCCAAAAUGUCAACACUGUGUCGAGCGCUUUUGAAAAAUAAAAAUCGGUGUCAAGUUCUAUUCUAUCGACCGAUUUUGACCAUUCAGACAAGUGAUAUUCCAUCGAAAUUGCAAUCUCAUCGAAAAUUCUCAAAUAACAGCGUACGAAAUUCAACAAAUUUGACCUUUUCCAAUGAUGCCUUCAAGAGACGCGACGAAUUCAGUUCAACAAUUUGUGUAUUAGCUUGUGGAAUCGGUGGCGCUAUUGCAUUUUAUUUAUAUAAGGACAAAGAGACGGUCUUAGCAUUGAAAGCCAUUGAAAAUGCAGAACUGCCACAAUACCAUAAAUCGGUUCGGAAAGACUUACCAACUUAUUCAAUGGCUGAAGUUGGCACACAUGCAUCAAGUGAAAAAGGGAUUUGGGUGACCUACGGCAUUGGUGUCUAUGAUAUCACCAAAUUCGUGCCUCAGCAUCCAGGCAGCGAUAAAAUUAUGAUUGGCGCUGGCAGCUCAAUUGAUCCAUUCUGGCACAUUUAUCAGCAACACAACACACCUGAGAUAUUGAAUUUGCUGGAAACGUUUCGCAUUGGUAAUUUAAAAGCAGAAGAUGAUUUCGGUACUAAAGAUCUAUCCGAUCCGUGGUCGAACGAGCCAAAACGACAUCCCUUAUUGAAGCCAGCAUCACUGAAACCAUUUAACGCGGAACCACCGCCAACGUUGCUCGUUGAACAUUUCAUUACACCAAACGAUUUUUUCUAUGUGCGAAAUCAUUUGCCCGUUCCUGAAAUUGACGCAGAUAGCUAUGAGCUGGAGAUAGGAGUCGAGGACACUGAUAAAGUCAAAACAAUGACAUUGAAAGAUAUUCAGUCUUUGCCGAAACAUCAUGUAACAGCGGCUAUCAUGUGCGGUGGAAAUAGGCGAUCAGAAAUGACAAAUGUCAAACCCGUUAAAGGUUUGUCAUGGGGGCCCGCUGCAGUGGGAAAUGCCCAAUGGUCAGGAGCACGACUAUGUGAUAUUCUUAAAGAAAUGGGAAUAGAAAGCGACGAAAAGCGUCAUGUUCAUUUUGAAGGUUUCGAUAUGGAUCCAACUUCGACGCACUAUGCAGCCUCUAUUCCUCUAUCGAAGGCCAUGGAUGAACGCGGCGAUGUAAUUUUGGCAUACGAAAUGAAUGGCGAGCCAUUACCAAGAGAUCACGGCUUCCCCGUACGAGUCAUUUGUCCGGGAAUCGUGGGCGCUAGAAAUGUGAAAUGGCUGGGGAGAAUUACAAUAUCAAAUGUUGAAUCUGAUUCGCACUGGCAGCAAAAUGACUACAAGGGUUUUAGUCCUUCAACCGAUUGGGACACAGUUGAUUUCUCCAAAUCACCCGCCAUCCAGAACAUGCCGGUUACUUCUGCAAUUUGUAAUCCAGAAAGUAACACAAGUGUAUCGAUCAAUAAAAAUGGAUGCAUCAAUGUAAAGGGGUAUGCUUGGUCAGGUGGUGGCAACAAAAUCGUACGAGUGGAUUUAACCGCAGAUGGUGGUAAAAGCUGGCAUGUGGCGAAACUGAUCCACGACACAGAUGCAAACGGAGAUCAAUCAAAUUUGAAUGGGCGGAACUGGGCGUGGGCAUUGUGGACGGCUGAGAUCCCUGUGCCAAAAGGAACGAAACAUGUUGAAGUCUGGUCCAAAGCCGUUGAUUCGAAUUACAAUGUUCAACCGGAAUCAUUCGAAAAUACUUGGAACUUAAGAGGGGUGCUAUCGAAUGCUUAUAGUCGCAUCAAAGUUAAUAUUGAAUGAACUGUAAUUAGAAUUUUAUCACAACAAAAAAUAUUUUUACGCCAUGGA
Messenger RNA from Sitodiplosis mosellana (orange wheat blossom midge), 1934 nucleotides. It is a transcript of the gene shop, whose product is annotated as sulfite oxidase, mitochondrial. The transcript has 10 exons. Gene Ontology annotation, cellular component: mitochondrion. NCBI's taxonomy places the organism in Eukaryota, Metazoa, Arthropoda, Insecta, Diptera, Cecidomyiidae. Gene Ontology annotation, molecular function: molybdopterin cofactor binding; molybdenum ion binding; oxidoreductase activity. The coding region runs from base 138 to 1886 and encodes 582 amino acids. The record is from RefSeq and is a predicted model, not a curated record.